GAUUGCUCACACUCCAUCCAUGACUGCGGAAUCUCGCCGUGUCUUCUGAAGUGCUAGGGGGAGGCCGACACCACGGACUAUCUACAAACCUGCAAAAGAUGCAAAAGUAAAGUUAUUUUGCGAAGCAAGCCAAACUGUACAAAGUACGGCGAUCGAGUGAAUUCGCAGAUAAAAGCGUUUUGGCUUUAGUUUUGGACUUUGAGUAUAUUUUCGACAGAAGUAGCGAUAGAGGUAAAAGUUUUUUUUCUUCUACCCUCUUUUCGCAUGUGCACAAACAAAAACCACACGGGUGGGAUUUUCAGAAGAAAACCAGACCAACUCGGUGGAAAAUUCGUUUGUUGAUAUAGCAGGUCUUUAACGUUAUGUUACUUGGACGAAAUCUUAACGCGAUCUACAGGACGGGCACGCGCCUCCAUUGAGUAUUUUCACUGAUUUCAAACGAAUUUUCGGCAAGUCGGAAAAACCCAGUAAAUUCUGUGUGGUUUAUUUAAGACCUUCUAAAACCAAAGAGUCACAAAAAAAAAAAAAAAAGACGACAGAGGGACAAAUGUGGAGUUUCGUCUUGUGACUAACCAUUAGGAACGAGUUUUAUAAGAACUUCUGCUAAAUCUAAUCUGGGAUUGACUCUUUUCAGAAAGGAAAAGCUCGCUUUUGGCAACACUCUGUGGACAUCUCAUCUGGACACUGAAGCUCACACAUGCCCAUACAUUCAACAACACUUCCAGCUUCAGCCACUGGGGGCAGUGGUUUGAAUUUCAUGCUGAUGUCCUAGCUGUGUUUAUGGAGAACUGGGCUGGGUGCAGAGUUCAGAUGUAGAGGACCCUUUAUGAUGAUGAUGAUGAUGAUGAUGAAGACUAUGCUGCUGUUGAUAUCAGUACUCCUAACUCAGGCUCUUCAGUCCCAGGGAAGACCUGCCACCCAAGAUGAGGCAGUAGCCCAGGUUGAGCCCACACAGUUCACUUUGUAUCCAGGGGAAAAACUGGAGCUGAGCUGUAAAGGAAAAGAGGAGACACAGGAAGUGACCUGGACUAAGGACAAUGUUCCAUUGGUUGAUGGAGAACAUACACAACUACGGAAUGAUCAUCUGGAGAUCGAGACUGUGGAACCGGCGGACUCUGGCGUGUAUGCUUGCUUUGCUCAGGGACCCAACAGCAACCACACAGAUUACUUCAAUGUCAAUGUUACAGAUGUAUUGGCUUCCUCAGAAGAUGAUGAUGAUGAAGAAUCUUCCUCAGAGGAGGCCAAGCUAUCAAGUAGCCAGAAACUGCUUCCGAUGGCUCCAGUCUGGGCUCAACCUGAUAAGAUGGAGAAGAAGCUCCAUGCGGUUCCAGCUAGCAAAACUGUCAAGUUCCGUUGCCAAGCGAAUGGUAACCCUAACCCAACCCUCAAGUGGCUCAAGAACGGCAAAGAGUUCAAGAGAGACCAGCGAAUAGGAGGAUUCAAGGUUCGAGAGCACAUGUGGACCAUCAUAAUGGAGUCAGUAGUGCCUUCAGACAAAGGCAACUACACCUGUCUGGUGGAGAACAAAUACGGGAGCAUCAAUCACACCUACCAACUGGACGUAGUCGAGCGUUCACCACACAGGCCAAUCCUUCAGGCUGGGUUGCCUGCUAACCGUACAGCAGUGGUGGGAAGUGACGUGGAGUUUGAGUGUAAAGUCUUCAGUGAUCCUCAGCCUCAUAUCCAGUGGCUAAAACACAUUGAGGUGAACAGCAGUAGAGUGGGCCCUGAUGGACUGCCUUACGUUCGGAUCUUGAAGCAUUCUGGGGUCAACAGCUCGGACACACAGGUUUUGACGCUGUACAACGUGACCGAAGAAGAAAGUGGGGAAUAUAUAUGUAAAGUGUCCAAUUAUAUAGGCCAAGCCAACCAAUCAGCAUGGCUCACCGUCAUUAAACACCCCUACCAAGCUGUUCCCCCGACUCAGCUGCCCAACCAGACGUACUUGGAGGUGCUGAUCUACUGCGUGGGCUUCUUCCUCAUCUGUGUGAUGGUGGUGACCGCCGUACUGGCCAAAAUGCACAGCUCGGCCAAAAAGAGCGACUUCAACAGCCAGCUGGCCGUCCACAAGCUGGCCAAGAGCAUCCCACUGCGCAGACAGGUAACAGUGUCAUUGGACUCCAGCUCUUCAAUGCACUCAGGGGGAAAGCUGGUCCGCACCUCCCGUCUCUCCUCCAGUGGCUCCCCUAUGCUCUCAGGGGUCUCUGAAUAUGAACUGCCCCAGGACCCUCGCUGGGAGGUACCCAGAGACAGGCUUGUUCUUGGGAAGCCACUUGGAGAAGGUUGCUUUGGGCAGGUGGUGAUGGCCGAGGCUGUGGGCAUGGACAAAGACAAACCCAGUCGUGUCACCAAGGUUGCUGUCAAGAUGCUCAAAUCCGACGCCACAGAGAAGGACCUGUCAGACCUCAUCUCAGAGAUGGAAAUGAUGAAGAUUAUUGGCAAACACAAGAACAUCAUCAACUUGCUGGGAGCCUGCACACAAGAUGGUCCACUCUACGUCAUUGUAGAGUUUGCAGCAAAGGGUAAUCUACGAGAAUACCUACGUGUACGUCGUCCUCCCGGAAUGGAGUACUGCUACAACCCUGACCAGGUGCCUGUGGAGAACAUGUCAUUCAAAGAUCUUGUCUCCUGCGCCUACCAGGUGGCACGUGGCAUGGAAUACCUGGCAUCCAAGAAGUGUAUUCAUCGAGACUUGGCUGCCCGUAAUGUCCUAGUAACUGAAGAAAACGUUAUGAAGAUAGCAGACUUUGGCCUUGCCAGAGACAUCCAUCAUAUUGAUUACUACAAGAAGACCACCAAUGGUCGUUUACCAGUGAAAUGGAUGGCACCUGAAGCUCUGUUUGACCGCAUUUACACCCACCAGAGUGACGUGUGGUCUUUUGGAGUGUUACUGUGGGAGAUCUUUACUCUUGGUGGCUCACCGUAUCCAGGUGUUCCUGUAGAGGAACUCUUUAAACUGCUUAAGGAUGGCCACCGCAUGGACCGCCCCUCCACAUGUACCCACGAACUGUAUAUGAUGAUGAGAGAUUGUUGGCAUGCUGUUCCAUCUCAAAGACCCACUUUCAAACAGCUGGUAGAAGAUCUAGACCGCACCCUCUCUAUGACGUCCAAUCAGGAGUAUCUGGACCUGUCGGUGUCUCUGGACCAAUUUUCUCCAAAUUUCCCAGACACACGCAGCUCUACCUGCUCCUCUGGUGAAGACUCUGUGUUCUCCCACGACGCUGGUGCUGAUGAACCCUGCCUGCCCAAAUUCCCCCCGCACCCCAACCGCGGAGUGCCGUUUAAAAAGCGCUGAGCUUCCUGAACCUGUUACUCUUUAAUGUGCUACCUGGCUGGACUCAGCCCAUGAACUCUUGGAGAGAUAACGCUUUGCCACAUAGCACACUACAGAGUUGCCAAGAGAUGAACUGCUUGGGAUGGACAUCGCCACUUUACGGCUAUUUUUAUACAACUGGAGGAGAACAAACUGGUCUUUUACUGAGGGCACUUGAGCAAAGAGUAGUAGCGUGUGCAUUUCUGAAGACUUUUCAAUACGAAAUAUCUGAAACAUCCUCCUUUGUCAUGUACAGUAGAUAAAACCUUAAAGAAGUGAUAUCAUUAAGUGUGAUGGACAGUUUUUUUUUUCUGGUGAUGUUUAACAAGGACCUUUCUAUUGUUUCUCAGACCAAAUACUUAAGAAAAUGUAUUCCACUAAGGUCUGCCCAGUUGUAUUUUAACAUCGGGCAAACAGUUUAUCCAACUGACAACUUUUCUUGUAAAUAUAGCUAGAAAUGUAUAAAUAUGAAUAUAUUUACACUCUACCCUUAUUUUUAUUACACUAUUUGAAUUGUGUUGCUUUUUUGUACCAGGGUGCCUAUGUAGAACUUUUUGAAGUGUAGCUUUUUUGAAAGAGACUGUAAAACGUUCAUGAGAAUUGUAGAUGAAAUUAUAUUAUUAAGAGCUGAUAGAUGGCCAGUUUUGUUACUAUAUGUUUUUUUUUUUUUUUUGGUGUGUGUGUGUGUGUAUCAUUGCUGCAGCCUGGCAGAAGUGGCUCAUAACUG
This is a messenger RNA of Myxocyprinus asiaticus (Chinese sucker), 4040 nucleotides long. Its product is annotated as fibroblast growth factor receptor 1-A. Gene Ontology annotation, cellular component: membrane; signaling receptor complex. The transcript has 19 exons. The record is from RefSeq and is a predicted model, not a curated record. Gene Ontology annotation, biological process: positive regulation of cell population proliferation; fibroblast growth factor receptor signaling pathway; positive regulation of kinase activity. NCBI's taxonomy places the organism in Eukaryota, Metazoa, Chordata, Actinopteri, Cypriniformes, Catostomidae. Bases 827 to 3295 code for a protein of 822 amino acids. Gene Ontology annotation, molecular function: fibroblast growth factor receptor activity; fibroblast growth factor binding; ATP binding.